This is a messenger RNA of Varanus komodoensis (Komodo dragon), 1125 nucleotides long. It is a transcript of the gene NALF1, whose product is annotated as NALCN channel auxiliary factor 1. Bases 1 to 1125 code for a protein of 374 amino acids. Gene Ontology annotation, cellular component: plasma membrane. Gene Ontology annotation, biological process: calcium ion import across plasma membrane. Gene Ontology annotation, molecular function: stretch-activated, monoatomic cation-selective, calcium channel activity. The record is from RefSeq and is a predicted model, not a curated record. The transcript is spliced from 3 exons. Lineage: Eukaryota; Metazoa; Chordata; Lepidosauria; Squamata; Varanidae.
AUGAGCAGCCGCCCCACGGGAGGAGCCGGCUCGGGCGUGUGCUUCGGCCCGCGGGAGCCCGACAAGCCCUUCGCCGACUCGGAGCGGGCACAGAAAUGGCGCCUGUCGCUGGCCUCGCUGCUCUUCUUCACCGUGCUGCUCUCCGACCACCUGUGGCUCUGCGUUGAGGCCAGGCAGGUCGCCGCCGGGCGCCAUCGGGACCAGGCACGCGCGGAGCCAGGCAUGGGGGGCGGCGAGCGGGCGGCGGGGGCCCCUGGCCGCCGCCGCAGCGGCAGCCCUGCGGCGCCGGGCGCCGGCCAGUGCUUCAGCCUGCCGGGGGACGCCGAGGCUGCCUGCCGCCGCCUGCAGCCCGGCGGCUCGGCGCAGGCGGAGCUCUACCUUCCCUUUUGUAAUUCCUACACGCUGCGCGAGCUCUUCGCCGGGCUCUCCCGCCCGGACACCCUGAACUGCACUCUGGACCGAGGCGGCGGGGGCGCCGGGGACGCGGCCCGGCUCGGCAGGGAGGCGGAGUGGCUUCGCUCUUGCCGCCGCUGCGUUCUGGCUUACCAGCGGUACGACCAGGAAGCGCAGGACCGCUACCGAGAGUUUGAGCUUGUGCUCCAGAAAUACCUGCAAGCGGAGGAGUACUCGGUGAAAUCCGGCCCGGAGGACUGUAAGACUGUCUACAAAGCCUGGCUCUGUUCCCAGUAUUUUGAAGUCACACAGUCUCACUGCAACAACACAAUUCCUUGCAAGCAAUACUGUUUGGAGGUUCAGACAAGGUGUCCAUUUAUAUUACCAGACAAUGAUGAUGUCAUCUAUGGAGGAUUAUCCAGUUUCAUCUGUACAGGGCUCUAUGACAACUAUCCAACCAAUGCAGAACCAGAAUGCUGUGAUGUCAGAUGGGGACUAUUAUCAGAUAACCAAUCCAAAGGGACUAUAAAAACAAGUGACUCCAUGAUGUGUCACCGGACAUCACUCACAGUUUCAUCAGCAUCAAGACUGUGUAACAGCAGACUGAAACUGUGUGUUCUCGUAUUAAUUCUCUUACAUACAGUACUCACGGUCUCAGCAGCACAGAACUCAACAGAACUGGGCUUUGGAGGCAUCACAAAUUUGGAAGAUAACUCAACCAAUGAGGAAUAA